AUGAAGUAUACAGUAGGUUUCUUUUUAAAAAGUCAAUACGAUUUCUAUAACAACAGAUCUAUCAUAAACCCUACGUUCCGCGCUCGAUUUCCUUGGACUUCUUAUUCUUUUUAUCUAGAUCUUGGUCUUUUCGUCUCUGUCACGCCAUCUUGUUCAAUCGAUCUUUUUCACUUUACCUUUGCUUUUCUAUCUUGGUCUCACCAUCUCUAUCUGUGUCUCUCUAUCUUGGUCUCUCCAUCAGUGUCUCUCCAUCUGUGUCACUCAAUCUUGCCCUAUCUUUCUCACUCUAUCUUCGCCUCUCCGUCUAUGUCUCUAUCUUGGUCUCUCCACCUUAGUCCUUAUCUUUAUCGUUCUAUCCUGGUCUCUCCAUCUGCGUCACUCUAUUUUGGUCUCCUUAUCUUUGCUUCUCUCUCUCCCUCUCUUAGUUGCUUCAUUUUCACCUUUCUAGAUAUCUCUAUGCUUGUCUCUCUAUCUUGUUCUAUCCUUCUAUGUUCGUCUGUCCUACUCUCUUCAUAUUUGUCUUUCUUUAUCUUGAUCUCCCUACCUUUUGUUCACUCUCUCUCUCUCUCUCUCUUGAUCUCGCCGUUUUUGCUUCACCAUCUUCUUCUGUUUAUCUUGAUCUUUGUACCUCUCUCUUCAUCUCCCCAUCUUUUCUCUCUUUCCGUCUUCGCCAUUUCAUUUUUCUCUAUAUAUAUUUGGCUCUCCUAUUAA
Messenger RNA from Acanthosepion pharaonis, 711 nucleotides. Lineage: Eukaryota; Metazoa; Mollusca; Cephalopoda; Sepiida; Sepiidae. The record is from the annotation of a GenBank genome assembly.